AAUAAUUAUGUAUUUGACACUUUGACAGACAGUUAGUAAAUAGGAAGGUAUCUAAUUUGAUUGGAGUUGUGUUUAUCAACUUUCAAUGUUUUUGUGUUUUAUAAUGCGCUAUUGUUUUAUUACGCACUAAAUUGUAAUGAAGAGACUGGAGCAAGUGUAAUAGUUGAUUUGAUUAUUGUAAUUACAUAAAAAAUGGAGCCGGCACUAUCAUCCGACGAUAGUUGUGAUUCCGAAAUGAAGCAUAUGAAGAGUGAAUUGAUCGAAUAUGGCUUGGAGGAAGAGAAUCUGAGUAAAGAAGAAAUGAGUGAUCUUUUGAAAGCUUUGAAGAAUUCCAAAUCUUCAGUAAGGGAAGAUAGAGCAGCUCGCGAUACCGAAAACACUGAGAGAGUUGAUCUUAUUUCCACCCCCAACAAGUCUAUGAAAAGGAGGUACUUAAAUGUGAGAGACAGACGCCUGCCCUGGAGUUUGUUGCCCUCUACUAUAUCACCUGCUGAGAAAGCCCGCAGUCUGGCAGUUUAUAUAAAACUAAUGUCUUUAAACAGCUAUCACCAGGCCAGGCAAUCGGCUAUCUUUGCUGCCUGGCCACCACCACUGCAGAUUGUGGAGGAGACCACCAGAGUGCAGCCAGUAAGGUCUACUAGGAGUGGCCGCACUGUGCCUGUGUAUGCUGACUUUGAUGAUGAUUCCUCAGACUUAGACUUUGUUGUCACUAAAACCAAGAAAAGAAAAGUGUCAGCUAGUGAGCAGAAUGGGAAUGAUGGCAUCUACACUAAUAAAGUUAUGAGCUUAAAAAGGAAGCCAUCAAAGGAUGAAAAUAACAGACCUGUGAAGGAGGCUAAAAUGUCUCCAGAAAAUAAAGUAGAAGCCAACACUUCAGUUGUUCCUGUGAAGCCUAAGAAAGAUCUUUUUACUUUAAUCGAAGACUGAAGCCCCACCUAUCCUGGAUUUGCUGUAAUUUAGAGCAUUUUAUGUUUCAAAAAUUAAGAUGUGCAUGUUAAUGUUUCUUUAAAGGAUUCUUUAAUAUUUUUUUCAAAGAAACAUUAAUAUUGAGUUGUUUUAAAUUGUUUAUAGAUGUCUAUUGUAUAUUGUGUUCUCAUUUGGAUAACACAGAAUCAGCCAUAGAUGAUUCUGUUUCACAAAUGACAAUGUGCAUAAUAAUAAUAUUUCCUUUACAAAGAUAUUUGUGUUAAAGAAAUAUUCAUAUUGAGAUGGUUUCAAUUAAUUUGAUUUAUUAGAUGUCUAAUGUCUAUUGUUUAAUUCAAAUGUAUCAAGAUGAUUUUAAAAUUAUAUUUAUUUAGUUCCUAAAUCAUAAUGGAAGGUAGAUUUCACCAUAAUGUCACAACUACCUUUGUGUAUUAUUAAAAUACAUUACUAUUAGGUCCUUGAAUAGGUUCUUGCUGUUUUUGUCAUACAUUGCCCAUAGUAAUAGUUUAGUAUCAUUAAUUCUUGAGUCUCAAGAAUAGCAUACACUAUAGUCAUUAUUUAGAAGUGAGAUGAUCUACAAAUAUAAUAAUAAUGUUUUAAUGUGCAUACAAACUAUGGAGUGUUUCUAAUAUCUUUUUUGAGUAACAAAGCAUAAUUAUGUUCAAGGACCUAAUAGGUAUAUCAAAAUAAAUAAAUGAACAGUCAAAUCUCAAAGCAUGAAGUAUAUGAUAAUUAUAUAAUAAUUACGAAGAUAUAGAUAAAGAAUGUUUUCUAAAUUUUGUAAAGUAUAAGGUGUUAUAAACAUGAUUGAAAUUUUUUCAUAGUUUUCUACGAAUCAAAUUGUCAUUCAUAACUAGGUAUACAUAUUUUAAUUUUGUUGUAUCUCAAAUAUUUAAAUUUCUCGUAGUUUUAAUAAUAUAAUUUUAUCACAAAGAUCAUGUUCUUGUAAACAAGCUCUCAUAAUGGAAAUAAGCAUAAGUCAUGGAUGUAGUAUUUUAAAUUGGGUCCUACACCAGUAUAUUACUACAGUAUAUUCAAUUGGGAUAAUGAUAUUAUGCACAUAAAAAUCUAAGUAAUACAUCAAUCACACAGUAAAAGAUUGUAAGACAUGAUGAUCAUGAGAAAAAAAAGAAAUCAAGUUUGGAAUUUUAAAAAGCGACUGGUUUUUCGUAUGUAUGUUACCAAGAAAUUAUUGAUUCUGCGGCGAAACGAGAGCGUGUUCGGCGUUCUGAUUUGUUGGUUUAUUCGAGCCGGCCAAUCAGAGCGCCGAACGCACUCUUGCUUCGUUUUUGUUCAACGUAAAGCCAAUUCAUACUUAAGAGUAGAGAACACAUGUCCAAUACUUUAAUUAACUUAUAAUUCCAGACGGCUACGAAAACAUUUUUUUUUAUUAUCAUUCCUAUUAUACUGUGUUGUUAAGAGUUACAAGCAGAUGGGGAGGGAGAAGAGAGUAAGACUGAGGAGGAAAGAAGCUUUGAAUUGGAAACAAAAUUGUAUUUGCUAUGAAUCUAUGUUAUUUGUGUAAUUCAAUGUAGUUGUACACAUUACACAAACGACUAUAUUUUACACAAACUAAUUUUCGAUCUCUUAGGUACCAAAAUAUUAGUAAGACCCAUUUACGAUAUUACAUCUAUGUCUUAUUUCUACUUUUACUAUUGAAGUAGUGAGGAUAAGCUUUUGUCUUGUUGUUUGUUUUUCAGGCGUUAUUUUAGUAUUUAAGUUUGGUUAAAUUUUGGUGCUGUAUUGUGAUUUUGUUUAUGCCUACUGUAUGUUGCGUUGCGUGUUUGAACUUAUUAUUUUUUAUUGUAAAACUUGUAGACCUCCGAUAUAGAUUUUCCCACUGGAUAUACAGGUGUCCCUGAAGUCGACUUCCAAAUGGGACCAGGUUAUCGGCGAUGUUCCAACUGUUAUCAGGAAAAUAUAAAACAAUUUCUCAAGUCCUACGAUUUUUAAAUUAUAAUAUUUAUGUGUUAUCCAAGAAAAUGUACACUCUGUUCCAGUUUCUUGACUCUAGUUGCUACAAAUCUUUAUGUUUUCGUCUGUAUUUUUGCUUACGUUAUCCUGAAUAGUACUGUUAACUGCUUUAAAUUUCACCAAAGUUGGCGCAUUUAGGAAAGAUUCUAAAAUACCACUUUGCAGAUAAUUUCUUAAAUUCGGCACAAUUAUUUGCACUUACUAAAUUUUCUUCUAGUCAACAACAUCGUCUAUCUACUCAUGAUUUCGCUAGUAGCAUUUGUCGGCAAUAUUGUCGCAAGACAAUAGAAAGAUAUAGACAAAAUAAAAACAAGAGUCAAGAGACUGACACAGGGUGCACUUUUUGUGGAUAAAACAUAAGUCACUGUAAUUUAAAAACUGUAGGACUUAAUAUUUUUUUUAUAUUUUUAUGAUAACAGUUGGAACCUUGUCGAUCAUAUGGUGCCAGUUGGACGUCGACUUCAGAGGCAUUUGGUAUAUAUAAAUUGCUAAUACAGAUUAUAGGAAAGUACCCAGUAGUCAUAGUUAUUUGUUUACAAUUGUAUAAUUAGUUUUAAAGCUUUCGGCAAACGCGAUUACGACAACUAUUAUUGUUAAGAUUAUGUAAUCAAAUAAUUGUAUUAUUUAUUGUCGUGAGGUAACUGCUUCGGAAACUCGUGUACUCUAAAUAAAACAAAAGUAUUAUA
Molecule: messenger RNA, 3584 nt
Organism: Spodoptera frugiperda (fall armyworm)
Lineage: Eukaryota; Metazoa; Arthropoda; Insecta; Lepidoptera; Noctuidae
Exons: 3
Coding region: 193-927 (244 amino acids)
Source: RefSeq, a predicted model, not a curated record